CCCCAUCUUCACAGGCACCAACGACCAACAACAACAACCGCACCUGCCACCAUCGCUGUUGAGUGUUUUGUGGGUGAUAACAUACAACCGUUUACACCUUUCAACAACAAGGUUCCCCGCGUUCCUUUUGCUUUUUGUGAACACUUUCCAACCAGCCGCUACCAACCAUGUCGUACCACAAGGAAAACACGCCACUGACGGCUGGAUCUCAGGCCGCGUCGUCGUCGACCGCUUCCUACCAGACGCCCCCUUACGCCCCUCCAAGCUCGGUGAACCACCAGCAACAGCAGCAGGCGCGUGCCGCUGCGCCAUCGUAUGUGGGGCCCACCCCAACAUCCACCACCACCUAUCCGACCAUCUUCACGCCCGGUGGCUUUGGAGCCCCGCCCCCAUCCGAUCCAGAGGCCGAGGAGAAGUACAUUGAGCGCCAGCUCAAGUAUCUCGGCCCCAUUUCCCAAGUCUCCGAUGCCUACCGUCUCGACACCACAACCCUGAAGAUUGAGUUUGAUGAUUCCUUUCCUGAGGUGUCCAAGCCUGGCCCUGCUCUGGAGAGCGUGCGCAAGCUCAACAGGAUCCUGUACGAAGGCAUGAGCGAUGCCAUCCACAUCAUCUUCUCCUUGUUCCUCGGCUUUUUGGCGGCCAUCACCGUGGGCUUCUUCAUGGGCAUGGCUCGCUUCAUGUACACAUACAUGGCUGGCCCGUUCAACCAGCUCAUGUUCCUGCUCAUUGCAUCCCUGGCCCCGUCGUGGCGCGCGUUCUUCCGUGCCGGCAUGGACCCCAUCUUCGAGAGCGGCAGCCUCGCUCUCUCCAACAUCCAGGUCCGCCUCGGCAUGGAGGGCAAGGCCCGCCACAAGGAGCUCAAGGACUAAACCCAAUGAAUGGGGGCUGCUGGACCGUCCUUUUUCCUGCUCUCCCAACAAGCUUACCUUUACCCUUCCACCCCCCUUGUUCCUUCCUUUCUUUGUUCAUUCCCCCCUUUUCAUGACCACCGUUUGCUUCCUGUGCUUGCUCGCUUGUAAAACCUUUACAAUACCCUUGCUUGCUUGCCUGCUUACUUGCUUGCUGGUGGCGGUGUGUGUUGCCAUGCACGCCUCGCACCCAGCCAGCCUUUGCUUCCCCGCCACGAUAAACGACAACACAAGAAAACACAACAGCAAGAAA
Messenger RNA from Salpingoeca rosetta, 1161 nucleotides. RefSeq lists its product as uncharacterized. The transcript is spliced from 3 exons. Lineage: Eukaryota; Choanoflagellata; Craspedida; Salpingoecidae. Gene Ontology annotation, biological process: caveola assembly. Gene Ontology annotation, cellular component: caveola. The record is from RefSeq and is a predicted model, not a curated record. The coding region runs from base 168 to 869 and encodes 233 amino acids. Gene Ontology annotation, molecular function: molecular adaptor activity.